Molecule: messenger RNA, 1632 nt
Organism: Lasiodiplodia theobromae
Lineage: Eukaryota; Fungi; Ascomycota; Dothideomycetes; Botryosphaeriales; Botryosphaeriaceae
Exons: 3
Coding region: 1-1632 (543 amino acids)
Biological process (GO): protein phosphorylation
Molecular function (GO): protein kinase activity; ATP binding
Source: RefSeq, a predicted model, not a curated record
AUGCAGCCGAACGAAGCCGCCUCCGGCUCGCGCCCCAGUACCCCGCAACACCAGCAAUCUCAGUCUUCCAGCGCCAUGUCGACGCCAGCUCCUCUUCUCCGCCCGCCGAUCCCGGGUGCGCGGAGCCACUCCUCGCCGCGCGCUCCCCGCCUGGGCCUAUCCAUCCCGCCCUCUCCCAACGCAAGACCCGUCGUCAACGGCCAGACAGCAUCAGACGUCCACCAGAUGCCCGCCCUGCACCCCCCGCAACAGCCCCUCAACGCCCGUCCGUCUCUUCCGAAGCUCGCCCUCGCCACCCCCAGCGGCGGCCAAGCAACGCCGCAGGAGGGCGCCCCCAAGCGCGGCGUGGCCGGGCUCAAAUUACAAUUACCAGGCAACUCGGCGUCGGGGAGCAGCAAUGCCUCGGCCAACAGCCGCAGCGGCAGUUUCGGCGAGCGCGGCCCGCCGUCGUUGCAACUUAACACGCUAAACAACAACUCACACGACCCCAUCUCCGCUCUCUCUAACGGCCAAUCGCCCACCCUUAACUCCAACUCGUCCGCCGAGAUGACACGGACCAAUAGUGAUAUAAUGGUUCUGCCCGACCUUGCUCAGCUGCAAAUCGACAAGGGCGGCAACCUGGAACCUGGCGAUUUGGAUAAUGCCGGCUGGAGAGCGGCAAGCAAGGAGGGCCUGAUUGAAGAGCUUGGUUCGCUAGGCGAGGGUGCCGGUGGUGCGGUUACGAGGUGUGUCUUGAAGGGUUCCAAGACUGUUUUUGCGCUGAAGAUCAUCACUUCGAACCCCGACCCUAGCAUAAAACGUCAGAUUGUGCGUGAGCUGCAGUUCAACGCCUCCUUACAACAUCCCAGUAUUUGCCGUUACUAUGGAGCUUUCCAGCCUCCAUCUAAUACCUCGAUAAUCAACAUUGCCAUGGAAUUUUGCGAGGGCGGUUCCCUCGACUCGGUCUACCGCGAAGUUCUCGGCCGUGGGGGCCGUAUCGGAGAGAAGGUGCUGGGCGUCAUCGCGCGCGGCGUGCUGGAAGGCCUGACAUACCUUCACAGCAAGCGUAUCAUCCACAGAGAUAUCAAGCCCUCCAACAUCCUCCUGUCACGUGCCCCGAUGAACCCUGACGGCUCGAGGCAGCACGGCAAGGGCUCUCGUUUGAAUGCCUGGGAAGGCAUCGUCAAGCUUUGCGACUUUGGUGUCAGCGGAGAGUUCGGUACCAAGGGCAUGGCCGACACAUUUAUUGGAACUUCGUACUACAUGGCACCGGAGCGCAUCCAGGGUCUCUCCUACACAAUCACAUCCGACGUGUGGAGUCUGGGCGUCACAUUACUGGAAGUCGCCCAAGGCCGGUUCCCCUUCCCGGCCGAUGCCGAUGGCGAGAGCGGUGCGAUAGCACCCCGCGCCGGCCUUAUCGAUCUGCUCACGUACAUUGUGCGGCAGCCGAUUCCCAAGCUCAAGGACGAGCCCAAGAACAACAUUUCCUGGGGAGACGGUUUCAAGUAUUUCAUUGAGUGCUGUCUGGAGAAGGAGCCCAACCGUCGGGCAACACCUUGGCGCAUGCUGGAGCACCCGUGGAUGGUGGAGAUGAGAAGCAAGAAGGUCAACAUGGAAUCCUUCCUUGCGAAAGUAUGGGAUUGGAAAGACUAG